AUGUCGAUGUUGGAUAUCAGCAACUUCAAUAUCGUUUGCGCGGUCAUUGGAGGAUUCAUUGCUCUCUUUGGUCUGGUCGCAUACCUCGCCAAGGAACGAUUUGAUCUAUCUGAAGCCUUGAUCGCACUGCUCUCAGGAGUCAUUUUUGGACCCGGUGCCCAAUGGAUUCGACCAGAUGCCUAUGCUCUCGAUGACGAACUUAACCUCGACAACAUCAAUCGUAACUUUUGUCGACUCGUGUUGGGUGUGCAGUUGCCUAUCACCGGCAUUCAAUUACCUGCCAAGUAUCUCAAGACUGAAUGGAAGAGCUUAGCUUACCUCUUAGGCCCCGGCAUGUCGUCGACGUGGAUUAUUCCGAGCAUGAUCGUUUGGGCGUUGGUGCCUAAUCUGGAUCCCAUUAGUCUAGUUCACUGCGAUCUUCUCUCCCAAGCGCAGUGCUGUGAUACUGUAUACUGUGGUGUAGGUUCAUUAGUUUCUUACGAAUUCAUUGCUAGGCGUUGGAUGCGAACAUUGCAGGAUUGA
Molecule: messenger RNA, 522 nt
Organism: Exophiala oligosperma
Lineage: Eukaryota; Fungi; Ascomycota; Eurotiomycetes; Chaetothyriales; Herpotrichiellaceae
Exons: 2
Coding region: 1-522 (173 amino acids)
Biological process (GO): proton export across plasma membrane; regulation of membrane potential; sodium ion export across plasma membrane
Cellular component (GO): plasma membrane
Molecular function (GO): sodium:proton antiporter activity
Source: RefSeq, a predicted model, not a curated record